AUGAAGGAGAAGAUCCUCGAGCUGAUGUCCCUGCCCACCGCCUGGGAUUGCGGCCGAAAAGACCGCUUGGAUUGGAAGUGCUUAGUCAAGCUCAGCAGGCCUGGUUGGUGGUUGGUGCAUGUGUGGCUCUACUUGGCCCCGACAGGCCAGAAGUACCACCUGCUGAGCAGCUUGUCGUUUUGGCUGGGCUUGGCCUAUGUGCUCUUCCCUCUCAACCUCCUGGUCUAUGGCCUCAAUGAUUACACGGAUGUGGAGCUGGAUGCGAAGAAUGCCCGCAAAGGGAACUUCAUGUAUGGUGCCAAGUGCAGCGCCGAACAACUGAAGGACUUGCCGCGGAUGAUCGUCAUCCUCAACGUCGUGCCGAUCAUUAUCUUAGCACUGGUGAGCGGCCAAUGGCUGGCCCUCUCCAUUUGGUUGCCCACGUGCUUCGCCGUGAAUCUGGCCUACAAUGUGGAGCCCCUGAGAUUGAGUUCCAAGGGGCCCUUCGAAUUGCCCUGUGUGGUCUUCGGCUUCGCAGGGGUCACGGCGCUCGCGAGCAUCGUGAACAACCUGGGCUGGGCACCCAUCGGAUAUUGGGCGCACAUGAGCUGCCUAGUGCUUCGUACGCAGAUCUGGACCGAGUUCCUGGACUACGACCCGGACGCGGCGUGCGGCCGGCGGACGACCUCCACGUUGUUAGGGAAGGACUUGUCCAAAGCCCUGGUGGUGAUCCUUCUAGCGCUUGAGGGCCUUGUCACCUGGUACUUCUUCGAGGAUCAUCGACUUUUUGAUGAGGCUCUUCAGCAUUUCAGGUUAGCAAAGCCUUUGCCGCUCACCAAGAAUGACUUGGUUGUGGGUGACUUCGAUUGGACACGCAUUGCGUUACGGCAGCUGGGCUGUCCAAUGCCUCCACCGCCGGACUAUCCCAAGUGCUUGCAGCAUUUGCUCUACCGGAAGAUUUGGUCUUCGACCCUGGGCGAAGUCCGAGAGGAGCUCAAGGCCAUGCCCGACCGUCAGGUCUUCAUCAAACCAGCUGUGGAGACCAAGGCCUUUUCAGCCAUUGUCGAGCCUAAGGACCAGAUGUUGAACACUUUGUUAGAUGGAAUUCCCGGCGCGUUGGACCCCUUGCCUUCAUCGAUGCGGGUGCAUUGUGCUGAAGUGGUUGAUCUCAUCGCGGAGUAUCGAGUCUAUGUGGUCCAUGGCGAGGUCCGGGCCAUUUGUCACUACAAGGGACCAGCAAGUCCACCCCUGGAUGAGCAGGUGGUGCACGAAGCGGUCCGAACCUUAUGGAAAAGUGAGGAAGGGCAAGACUUAACUGGCAUGGCCAUGGACUUUGCAGUGAUGAGGGAUAAGGCCGUUGAUGGUGACAGCACUUUAAAGACCUGUUUGGUGGAAGUGAAUGAUGGCUACUCCUUGGGCGUCUACCCUGGCCUUUCUGGCAAAGACUACACCGACCUGCUGAUUGCAAGGUGGCAACGACUGACGACCGGCGUUCCCUGA
This is a messenger RNA of Durusdinium trenchii, 1479 nucleotides long. The record is from the annotation of a GenBank genome assembly. Lineage: Eukaryota; Dinophyceae; Suessiales; Symbiodiniaceae.